AUGGGUUUUGUAUUACCCAUCUCAAUAUAUGCUUUCUUUCUUCUUCCCUUCUUUCUUUUUCAGGUUACCUGUGCAAAUUUAACAAAUGGAGGAAAAACAGAACUUCUAAAAUCAGGAAGCUCCAAAUCCACACUAAAGCAUAUAUGGACAGAAAGUAGCAAAGACUUGUCCAUCAGCCGACUGCUGUCACAGACUUUUCGUGGAAAGGAAAAUGAUACAGAUUUGGACCUGCGAUACAAUGUCCCAGAAACUUAUUCUGAGCAAGAUCUCUGGGACUGGCUGAGGAACUCCACAGACCUGCAAGAGCCUCGGCCCAGAGCAAAGAGACGGCCCAUUGUCAAGACUGGGAAAUUUAAGAAAAUGUUUGGCUGGGGCGAUUUUCAUUCCAACAUCAAGACUGUGAAGCUAAAUCUGUUAAUAACGGGGAAAAUCGUUGACCAUGGCAAUGGGACGUUUAGUGUUUACUUCAGGCAUAACUCCACCGGUCAAGGGAAUGUAUCUGUGAGCCUAGUGCCCCCUACAAAAAUAGUGGAAUUUGACUUGGCACAACAGACAGUGAUUGAUGCCAAAGAUUCCAAGUCCUUUAACUGUCGAAUCGAGUAUGAAAAGGUUGACAAGGCUACCAAGAACACACUCUGCAACUAUGACCCUUCAAAAACCUGUUAUCAGGAGCAGACGCAGAGCCACGUGUCAUGGCUCUGCUCCAAGCCCUUUAAAGUAAUCUGUAUUUACAUUUCCUUUUAUAGUACAGAUUAUAAACUAGUGCAGAAGGUGUGUCCUGAUUACAACUACCACAGUGACACACCCUACUUCCCAUCAGGGUGAGGACCAACACGUGUCUGAGACUGAAGCCUGGGUAAUGAAAGAGGUCAUAUGACAGGGCUGUAACCUCAAGGAGGAAGGCCACAUCUAUUGCCUGGAAUGUGUCUACCUGCUGCUGCUGAUGUCAAAUGGCUGCAAAUAUGUUAGUGGAAAACAAUCUAAUGUAAUUUUUGCCCAGUCAGCUCCAUGUACCAAUCUAGUUGUAAAUCACUAUGGAUUUGAAAUAAAACCAUACACAUACACAGAGACACACACUCUUUUCUGCUCACAUUGAGAUUCCUGUUAAGAGAGCUUUCAUUGUCUGAUAUAUAAGGUUUCAGGAUAACCUAUCAUCAAGCAAAAUGGAUUAACUAGACAGAGAAUGUUUUCUAACGCAGACUGUUAUGGAAAUCUCUUUGAAAGUCCUUUGAGUACACGUCAGUCAGUAAUCCCCACUCAUGCAUUCUACUGCUUGGAGUAGCUGUACUGGUAAAUAAUGCCGUAGGAGUAAAUACUUGUUAAAAUGGGAAAAAUGUGUGUCUAGAGUUCAGCAUUCCUUAUUAUAUGAACACAGCAAAGCAUCGUGACUUUUUUCCGGCAUACAGUAGGCACAUUCGAGGUGGUGUUAGGUGGCUCUUUUUCCGUGGAGCGAGCCUGUUACUAGUAAAGAUGGGCAAACAUUUGGAAUUUACAUGUGGGUAGACAUUCUGGUUUCAUGUUUCUCUGACUCUUUAAACUCUGAUUCUUUAAACCUGGUUGAGUUUAGGCCAGAUAAGCUACUUAAAAACUCUCUAACUGAUCUCUAAGAAGGAAAAUGCCUGGCGGAGAACAUGUAAGUUAUAAGUGGCUGUCUUAUCUUUAUUACAAAAUAUUGUAACAAAUUCAAUAUCCUAGUCUUCAUUUGUAUGAAUGGUUUGUAUUGUACAUAAUUUAACCAGUGUUAUUUGAGCUGCUUAUUAAUAUUAACUUGUAAUUGUCUUUCUGCUUGUUAUUGGUUAAAAACAAUCAAGGAAAUGAGGAAUCCAUUUUAUCAAUGUAGCUGUAAACUCCAUUAAAAGACAAAACUAUGUACAAAGCAUUUAUUCAGCUAAAGUAUUGUUGAAAGCUAUACAUAUACAACAUUACAGUCUGUCUGUAUUUAGAUAUUUUAUUUCCAGAGGAAAAAAAUGAAUUGUACAUAAAAAUAAAAAAUCUUAAAGUUGAGUUUCAA
This is a messenger RNA of Phaethon lepturus (White-tailed tropicbird), 2011 nucleotides long. RefSeq names its product neurexophilin 1 (gene NXPH1). The transcript has a single exon. The coding region runs from base 1 to 825 and encodes 274 amino acids. Lineage: Eukaryota; Metazoa; Chordata; Aves; Phaethontiformes; Phaethontidae. Gene Ontology annotation, molecular function: signaling receptor binding. The record is from RefSeq and is a predicted model, not a curated record.